GUUCAAACUACAGCUCGCAAAAUUCCAUGUAAUUAUUUCAUAUAUCUAUACGGUACUUGUUAUACAGUUACCUAAACCACAUAACAGGCGCUAUCAGAAUUCAACGUCUAAUAAUAAAAGAAAUUUUUAAAUUGUGGCCUCAGUGAAAGUUCACCGCAGAAGAACCAUCGGAGAUAUAGUGCGAAAGGGGUGAGAGGAGCGUGCGCACGCCCGUCGAAUCGGUGAAUCCAAAACGGAAUUGUUAUACGGAACAACAAUCGGCUGCGCGUUUGUUUGAAUAAGUUGAAACAAUUUUUAGUGGAUUUUUUUAUGCUCCUGGAUAUAGUUAUUUGUCGGUCAUGGAGGAAGAAGGAAUUUGUUUCGUUAGCAAACUAUCUUUGGUGUGCACUUUCAUCGUAGGUUUUCAAAUUAUCCGAUUUCUAUUUUCGUACAUUUACAAUAACUUUUUGAAUGUCGCCUUGCAAAUCAACUCUAUCAAUCUCAAAGAGACUGGAAAAUGGGCUGUGGUAACCGGCGCAACCGAUGGAAUAGGAAAAGCCUACGCCGAAAUUUUAGCCAAAAAAGGAUUAAAUGUAGUCCUCAUCAGCAGAACGCUGUCCAAACUUGAAGCAGUAGCGAAAGAAUUAGGCGAAAAAUACAAAACCGUAGAAUUCAAGACUCUCGUAGCGGACUUCACCGACACCCAACAAAUCUACCACGAUCUGGACAAGCAACUGAACGGCCUGGACAUCGGCGUUCUAGUGAACAACGUCGGCAUGAGCUACCACCAUCCCGAGUACUUCCUGGACGUCAAAAACAAAGACGAAUUCUUCGCGAACCUGAUCAACUGCAACAUAUUCUCCGUCACGAACAUGUGCAAAAUCGUCAUGCCCGGCAUGGUGGAGCGCCGCCGCGGCGUCGUCGUCAACGUCUCCUCGGCCGCCGCUCAAAUACCCAAUCCCCUUUUGAGCGUGUACUCCGCCUCGAAGGCUUACGUGCUCAAAUUCUCCGAGGACUUGGGCUACGAGUACCACAAGUUCGGCGUAACCGUGCAGUGCAUCUUGCCCGGUUAUGUAGCCACCAAUAUGUCUAUGAUCAGGAACGCCACUUGGAUGGCUCCGUCGCCUCUAACUUAUGUCAAAGAAGCUGUUAGAACUAUCGGAAUUAAAGAAGAAACGACCGGCUACUACCCGCACAGUUUGUUAGUCGAUACGAUUAAUCUGUUGAAAAGCAUCUCGCCUAAAUUGUCCAGGUGGAUUGUAUUCAGAACGUUGGCCAAUGUCAGAGCAAGGGCUCUAAGACGAGCUGUGCAUUAACUAAGAAAUUGUAAUUGUAGGUAGCUCUAGAAACAUGUUAUGAAGAAAGCGUAAUGUUUGAUGUUAUUUAAUAUAUUGUGUUUCGUAUUUUCUAAGCUUGUGUUACAUCAUUAAUAUUUGUUGAAUAAAAAUUAUGAAGUU
Molecule: messenger RNA, 1436 nt
Organism: Phyllotreta striolata
Lineage: Eukaryota; Metazoa; Arthropoda; Insecta; Coleoptera; Chrysomelidae
Source: the annotation of a GenBank genome assembly